UAUUAAUUUUAACAGCAAUUCCUGAGUUUGUAACACAAGUGAAUGUCGCCUUGGAAGCCUUAAGUAAAAACUCUUUGGAUGUAUUUGAUGAUGAUCAAUUUGUGGACAUCUCAAAGAAGAUCUAUGAUACAAUUCAUGACAUCAGAUGUUCAGUCAUGAUGAUUCGGACCCCAGAGGAACUGGAGGAUGUUUCUGACUUGGAAGAGGAACAUGAGGUGUGCAGUCACACCAGCAUUCAGACUGAAGGGAAAACUGAUAGGGCUAAGAUGACUCAGUUGCCUGAGGCUGAAAAGGAAAAGAUUGCUGAGCAGGUUGCUGAUUUCAAGAAAGUAAAGAGUAAACUGGAUGCUGAGAUUGAAAUAUGGGAUGAUACAAGCAAUGAUAUCAUUGUUCUGGCCAAGAAGAUGUGUAUGAUUAUGAUGGAGAUGACAGACUUCACAAGGGGCAAAGGACCACUAAAGCAUACAACUGAUGUGAUUUAUGCCGCUAAAAUGAUAUCAGAAUCAGGAUCAAGGAUGGAUGUCCUUGCUCGACAGAUUGCUAACCAGUGUCCAGAUCCAUCAUGCAAACAAGAUUUGUUGGCCUACCUGGAACAGAUUAAGUUUUACUCUCACCAACUGAAGAUAUGUAGUCAAGUUAAAGCUGAGAUCCAGAACCUAGGAGGAGAGCUCAUCAUGUCAGCUGUGA
This is a messenger RNA of Hyaena hyaena (striped hyena), 687 nucleotides long. RefSeq names its product catenin alpha-3-like. Lineage: Eukaryota; Metazoa; Chordata; Mammalia; Carnivora; Hyaenidae. The transcript is spliced from 5 exons. Gene Ontology annotation, cellular component: fascia adherens; adherens junction. Gene Ontology annotation, molecular function: beta-catenin binding; actin filament binding. The annotation marks the transcript as partial. The record is from RefSeq and is a predicted model, not a curated record. Gene Ontology annotation, biological process: cell migration; cell-cell adhesion.